Molecule: messenger RNA, 5149 nt
Organism: Diorhabda carinulata
Lineage: Eukaryota; Metazoa; Arthropoda; Insecta; Coleoptera; Chrysomelidae
Product: NACHT and WD repeat domain-containing protein 2
Exons: 29
Coding region: 1-5088 (1695 amino acids)
Molecular function (GO): protein binding
Source: RefSeq, a predicted model, not a curated record
AUGGACGACAGGACGAUAGAUUUGAUAUUUGCUGGGAGUUUAGAAAGCCUGCCUCCAGUCAGUUCCAAAAUAGUAAGGAUAUUUACCAGUUCAACAUUUACAGACACUACUAUGGAAAGAAAUACUUUAAUGGCCAAAUGUUAUCCAAAAAUCAAGGAUUAUUGUCGGGAAAAACAUGGACUAGAGUUUCAGGUAGUAGACAUGAGAUGGGGUGUGAGGGACGAAGCAACUGAUGAUCACAUGACCACUGAAUUGUGUAUGAAAGAAAUACAGAAUUGUCAACGUUUAUCAAUGGGACCUAAUUUUGUGGUCUUUUUGGGUCAAAAAUACGGAUACAGACCGAUACCAACUUACAUAUUAACAUCAGAAUUACAAAUGAUACGAGACGAACUCGCCGCAACUGGUCAUGAUCCCACUCCAAUUGAUAUUUGGUAUAAAAAAGACGCUAAUGCUGUUCCUCCAAUUUCAGUACUACAACCGAUCUCAUCAAUAUUGGUUAACUUCAACAAUAAGAGGAUACCGAAGUUGCAAGCCGAAGAUCAAGCGAAAUGGUGGGAUACUUUAGGAAAGUUUCAAAAGUUAUUUAGAAAAGCAUCCUCGUCCUUAAAUCAGCAAGGAAAAAUGGACGAUGACGCUAUGCACAAUUAUUUCAUGUCCGUAACCGAAAGAGAAGUUAUAAAUGGUAUCCUUAAUGUGAAAAAUACAAAAAAUCAUUGCUUAGCGUACAUAAGAUACAUAAACAACAUAAAUUUGCAAAAUUUAAAGAAAGCUUCUUUAUUCGUCGACAUCAUCAACAGAAGUUUGGAUACAGAAUCUGCCAAAUUAUUGGGCAACCUUAGAGAUGAAAGACUACCAAACAAAAUAGAGACCAGCAAUAUACAAAAGUACAACGUGGAGUGGAUCGGUAGAGAAGGUUUAGAUCCCGAGACCCACGAGGAAUAUCUGAAACAUUUCAUAACCCACUUUUAUAAAAAUAUAGUGAAACUAGUGGAUAGGGCGAUGCGUAAAGAAGAUUCUAGUGCUCAAGGACAAAUAGUUACCGAGAUAUUGCAACAUUUACAUGCAUGUAACAAUUCCGUUCAGGUUUUUUACGGCCGUGAAGAUAGCCUCGAACAUAUACGUAAUUAUAUGUUAGACGAUAGUGAUAAAUGUCUUAUUUUAUAUGGAGAAGGAGGUUGCGGAAAAACGUCUUUGCUUGCUAAAUCUGCUAGUUUAUCGACGAGCAAAGAUUGGUUUCAAGGAGCAAGACCAAUUAGUAUUGUUAGAUUUCUAGGCACCACGCCAGAUUCUUCUGCGUUGACGCCGACACUCAUAUCUAUAUGUCAACAGAUUUCUUAUAACUUCAUACUGCCUUUUGACGGAAUACCUGACGAUUUGGUCCCUUUAACAGCCCAUUUUAAACAGCUUCUAACAAUGGCGACUAAAGCACAACCUCUAGUACUAUUUUUGGAUUCCGUUGAUCAACUGACUGGCACUCAGGAUGCUAAUAAGGUGUCAUGGUUGCCAACAAGGUUACCACCACACUGUAAGAUCAUAGUUUCUUGUGCUUGCGAAGAGAGCAAUGCCGAGGUUUCUAAGGAAUAUCAUAUAUUGAGAAGAAUGAUCGACGUGGACGAACAUUUCAUAGAAGUUGAAGCAUUAGGAGAAGAAUUAGCGAUGAAAGUUAUAAAAAUGUGGAUGCAAUCGGCUCACCGAGAUUUAACUAAUUAUCAAUGGCGUUUGGUAUCUAACGCUAUAGAAAAAUGUAGUCUACCGAUAUUUGUAAAACUAGUUUUCGCUGAAAUAUGUAGAUGGAGGAGCUACACCAAAUCCCAAGAUACGCACUUAGCUUCUACUGUCAUGGAUUCUAUAAUGAUGCUAUUCGAAAGAAUAGAGAAGCAGCAUGGUAGAAUUUUGGUAUUUCACGCCUUGGCUUAUAUAACAGCCGCCAAAAGUGGUCUAUCGGAAUCUGAAUUAGAAGAUCUGAUAUCGCUAGACGACAAAGUAUUAGAUGACGUUUAUCAGUAUCAUUUACCGCCUGUAAGGCGUAUACCUCCUUUAUUAUGGACCAGAAUAAGAAAUGAUCUACCGAAUUAUUUAUCGGAAAGAGAAGCUGAUGGAGUGAAUGUUAUGAAUUGGUAUCACAGACAAUUUCGUGAUACUGCCAAAGAGAGAUAUUUCAAAAACAUGAACAUGGCAUUUUAUUUCCACUCUAUGAUAGCAGAUUAUUUUUUGGGAAUAUGGGGCGGAGGUAAACCGAAACCGUUUAAAUAUACCGAAAUUCAACGACACAGAUUCAAUUUAACAGAUAAAGAAGGCGUAGCUGACAGGAAAGUACCAGUUCAGCCGUUAGUAUUUUAUUCGAAAGACGGUAAAGUAUCACGAUAUAAUCUACGAAAAUUUGGAGAACUACCAUUUCAUCUCGUUAGAUCGAGACGUUUCAAAGAUUUGUACGAUAAUGUAUUAUUCAAUUACGAAUGGUUACAUGCCAAACUUUCGAGUUGUCCACUACAAUCUGUACUUGUCGAUUACGAGGACGCUUGCGUGUUUAUAGAAGAUAAAGAAUCGAAAAGAGAGCUAAUGCUGGUGGCGGACGCGUUGAGAUUAGGAGGUGCUGUACUAGGACAAUAUCCGAAUAUGUUAGCGCCACAAUUAAUUGGAAGGCUUCUACCAGAAGUGAGCAACAAUCCUAACAUAAAAAUGCUCCUAAAUUAUUGCGAUCUUAAGGGCCCCAUGCACUGCGCUUUAUUACCACUAUAUCAUUGUUUACAUACACCUGGAGGACCUUUGAAAUAUUCUUUAGAAGGCCAUCAGUUUGCGGUAUUUUCUAUAUGUUUAACGUCCGAUUAUAGAUACGUAGUAUCUGUAUCAAACAGGUUCAUAACAUGGGAUUUAUCUACGAGUGAUCUAACAAGAGACGUUAAUCCUAAUAUCGAAGGGAUUAUGCAACAUUUGGUACUUAGUCCUGACAACAAAUGGGCCGCCGCCUAUACCAAUAACAAUCAGACAGUAUUGCUGAAUAUGCUUUCAAGCGAAUUCGUCGUCAUAGACAAUCCUUUACCAGAUCAAACGGCAGUCACGGGAAUUUUUUUAUUAAAUCACAAUUUAUACAUUUAUGGAAAAGAUACUUGGAUUAAAUACGACAUGAGAGGAACCCGCCAAGAAGAAUACAGUUCGCCGUUAGAUAUGUCCGAUUGGGAUAUAUUACACAUGGAAUUUGAUAAUAAAGAAGAAUAUCGUAUAUUGUUCUGGAAAGGAGAUUUGGAGGAUGAAAGAAUGUCUUUACUUUUGCAUUCGAAAGAAUACUAUGAAUGCUUGGAAUUUCAUAGUGCCAUUGUUUUCAAAAAGGAAAAAACUAGUUUGUUCACUUGUACCACUCCAGGUUGUUAUGUAAUUUCGAAAUAUGUGCAAAACGAUGAAUUAAAAACGUGGGAUAAAGUAUGUGAUUUACCAAGGGCAGAAAAUGAUAAAACUGAGGCAAUACUUCAAUUAAAAUUAGACAAACAUGACAAAAUUCUUUUUGGUACUACUAACAAUGGAUUUAUAAUAUGGGAUUUCAAUGAAGAAAGAAAUUAUGAGGAUGUGGUUAGUUUAAGUUUACCCUACGGUACCAGAAAUAUAACUACAAAGAUAUCGCAAUCUAAUUCAAUUACAUUAAGCGCACAUAAGAAUUACGCCAUUGCAGGUGUCAGAAAAAAUUUAUAUGUGUGGAAAAUGGAAACAAAGAAAUUGGUCAAAGUUCUCGAUGCUCAUUUCGGACGAAUUAUUCAAUUAGAACCUUUAAUGGUGGGUAAUUGGAAUAGUAUUGUAACUUCCUCCAUAGAUCGAACGGCUAAAGUGUGGAAUAUAAACAAUAUUUUCGAAACGGUGCAUGUUAUAGACAGACACGAACUUCAAGUAGAUUCAAUAAGUUUAUCGGAUAACUUGAGUUUAGCAGUUACAGCAACUAGAAAUUGCGUUGGAGUAUGGGACCUUAGAAUUGGAAAAUUGACAGCUAAACUAGCAGACAGUCCUCUAGGAGCUAUAGUUACCCAUGCUAUUAUUACCCCAGAUGGAAAAUAUAUAAUUUCAGCUGAAUCUGGUAACAUAUUGAUAUGGUUGAGACUAACUCAGCAAGUUAUUUUCAAAGAAGAACAGCCUGGUAUAAAACAAUUAACUCUCAUGGACCAUGGCACUAAAAUUCUGUCUAUUUCGAAACCUAGUAAUCCUCCAGGGACUGAUUUUAUAAGGACAAUGGCUACUGUCUGCAUUCGAGAAAUUCCAAAUGGCGAGAUGAUCUAUAGUUUUGAAUAUGCUGUUAGAAGCAUAACUGGAGUUCCGUUUAGACCAGCAGUUGUCACUUCAGAUGAUCAACAUUUAGUAAUGGCAGGAGCUGACAAGACAAAUAGAGAUUGUAUUUUUGUAUACAACGCAUUAUCAGGCACAUUUAUACAUAGGAUUGGUCUUAAAAUGUGCGCAAUUAAAGAUGUAGCUGGUUUAGUAGCUAUGCCCCAUAAAGGUCAUUUGAUAGCGGUUCUAGCAACUGACAAAGGAGCAAUAAUAGAUAUAAAAUCAAAGAAAUACUUACGAACAGUUCCAAAAUGGGGAGGAAGUAUUACAAAGGAUGGCAAAUAUGGCUUAUAUGCCCCAUCAAGAGGAGGUUUAGAAUUAAUAGAAUUAAAAAAAGGACAAACUGUGCGUACUUUUAUACCAAAAGUGGCGGAAGGUGUAUUUUCAAUAAUUUGUUUAUUUAAUAGCACGGAUGAAUAUGUGCUUUACUACCAUAGUGGUAAAAAGACUCUGCGAGUUUUCCGUACUGCUGAUGCUGAGAUGGUGGCAAAUUAUAGAGUACAAGCUGAACUUACAGCUGUAGAAAGUACUCCUGAUGGUAAGGCACUUGUUUUAGGUACUGUAGAUGGAUGUGUAUCAGUACUUGCUAUUGUUGAUACGAAUAAAGGUGAUAUGAACCAGUACCUAUCAGAAAUGCCGUCCAGAGAUGAAGAGUGGAAGAAAAAAGUGGACAAAAUGAAAGCCCAAACAAGAUUCAAAGCGGUAGGAACAAUAGCGAGAUUAUCUACUACUUUUACUAAUGAUCCAAACGGUAAUCAAAAUACAGAACAUAUAAAAUAAGAUUGAAAAUUAGGUAUAGAUAAAACAUAUUUUGAAAUUAUAUGUUUUUAUAAUAUAUAUG